AUGAGACGAAGAGAGCUCAACAAUAACAAGGAAAGUUUAUCAAUCCAAUAUCACCACAAGAUGCGUCUUGGUUUCAUAGGGUUGGGCGUCAUGGGAGUGCCCAUGGCGCGCAAUCUCAGCCGACACUUUCCUCUCACUGUAUGGAAUCGAAGCCCGUCGAAGUACGCUCUCCUCGAAGAAACCGGUGCAAAAGUCGCGACCGCCGAAAGUCCAGUGGAAGUCGUCGCACAGUCCGAUGUAACAUUCGUCAUGCUCUUCAAUGCCCUCGCUUUCGACUCGAUUCUCACUCCCGACUUUUACAGCGCGCUUCGCGGCAAGACAUUGGUGAAUACAAGCUCUGUCGGGGUCGAAUUCAACAAAUUCCUCGCGGAAAAGGUUCACGCUGCCGGUGGUACAUUCCUUGAAAUGCCUGUCAGUGGAAGCAAAGUACCUGCUGAGCAGGGCCAGCUUGUUGGCCUCAUGGCUGGAGAUCCUGAGGUUGCGGACGGUAUUCGGCCCUUCGUGAAGCCACUUACAAAGUCCGCUGUUUAUUGUGGUCCAAUAGGCUCGGGACUGAAAGCAAAGUACGCGGUGAAUACCCUGCUUAUUACGCUGACCGUUGGUCUCUCCGAAUCCGUCAACCUUGCCCGCGCUCAGGGUCUUGAUCUUGAAGCCUUCGAGCGGGUACUCGAGGCUUGCCCAAUGGCCUCACCGUACUCGAAGCUCAAAGUUGCAAAGAUUCGAAAUAAUGACUGGUCGGCACAAGCUUCGUUGAAAGAUUGCUACAAUAGUACGCAGCUUAUUGAGUCGGCGGCUGCGGCAGCAGAGACGCGGUCACCGUUAAUGGAGGCUUGCGGGAAGCUGUAUAAAGAAGCCAUGGAGGCGGGCCUUGGAGAGGAAGAUAUGAUUUCUAUUGUGAAAACAGUGGGAGGAGACAAAAAGGCAGGAUCCAGGAUAUAG
Aspergillus calidoustus is the source of this 939-nucleotide messenger RNA. The record is from the annotation of a GenBank genome assembly. Lineage: Eukaryota; Fungi; Ascomycota; Eurotiomycetes; Eurotiales; Aspergillaceae.